This is a messenger RNA of Pectinophora gossypiella (pink bollworm), 541 nucleotides long. It is a transcript of the gene RpS24, whose product is annotated as 40S ribosomal protein S24. Gene Ontology annotation, cellular component: ribosome. Gene Ontology annotation, biological process: translation. Gene Ontology annotation, molecular function: structural constituent of ribosome. Bases 99 to 497 code for a protein of 132 amino acids. The transcript has 2 exons. NCBI's taxonomy places the organism in Eukaryota, Metazoa, Arthropoda, Insecta, Lepidoptera, Gelechiidae. The record is from RefSeq and is a predicted model, not a curated record.
UGGAUUUUAGGUUUGGCAACACUGACACGUUCUUUUUCUCCAUAAUUUUGUUGGGGACACGUGCGUGAUUUACGCCGAAAUCUCUAAAAUAGGCCAAAAUGAGUGAAGGAACCGCGACAAUUCGCACUCGCAAAUUCAUGACCAACAGGUUGUUGGCGCGAAAGCAGAUGGUCUGCGAUGUUCUGCAUCCAGGCAAACCCACCGUCAGCAAGACGGAGAUCCGGGAGAAGCUGGCUAAGAUGUACAAAGUGACACCCGAUGUCGUGUUCGUAUUCGGAUUCAAGACAAACUUCGGCGGUGGCAAAUCGACCGGAUUCGCUUUGAUCUACGACACCUUGGACCUUGCCAAGAAGUUCGAGCCCAAGCACAGGCUGGCGAGACACGGUCUGUACGAGAAGAAGCGACCAACCCGCAAGCAGCGCAAGGAACGCAAGAACAGGAUGAAGAAGGUGCGUGGUACCAAGAAAUCCAAAGUAGGCGCGGCCUCCAAGAAGUGAUGUGACGGUUAGGACUGUAAGUAAAUAAAAACUCAAAAAACCUA